GUUCCCAAUGCUCUAACAGCCACUUCCUGAUACACCUGUUUGUCAGGUAGGAUAAUCAGCCCGCAGUCUGCCGACGCGACGGAGAGACUGAGUCAUGACAAAAUAGAUUAUGGACGGAAUUUUUCCAAAGCUUUGAUGCAAUUUGGACCUUUUUUAAUCGUCAUGCGAGUGAACCCGUUUUCACAACUUAAAAUGCGUCGACCGCGUCAAGGGAAUACCGCUCUGAAUGUCGUCUUGCUGCUGUAUUUGAUCGGCUUUUUCGCACCUUGCCUAGUCUCCUCCAUUACAGUGAGUACCCCAGCCGAGCUCCAUGCAUCUAAAGGGGAUACUGUCACAUUGUCCUGCACCUAUACUUCCACCAGUAGGCCGACCAGUAAGAUGACUGUCGACUGGUCUUAUAGGCCCCAAAGUGGAGGGCUGCCACUGACAUUUUUCCACUUCUCCUCACGGGCGUUUCCUCCACUUGACGGUCAGUUUAGUGGUCGAAUCCUGUGGCAGGGAACCCCGUCACGCGGGGAUGCCUCCAUCUCUCUGAUCAAUGCCACGUUGAAAGACAAUGGGACCUACACAUGCUCCGUCAGAAACCCCCCUGAUGUCCACGGGUCCCCGACUGCUCACACUGUGCUUACUGUCACACCAAAAGUGCCCAGCAUUCGUUUCUCUGAUGUUGCGGUCCUCCUCGCUUUCGUCCUCCUCCCCUCCGCUACCAUCACCCUCAUUCUGAUUGGACGGAUGCUCUGUCCCAAGAAACAGCGCAACCAAUCAAAGGCCUACAGAUCGCCCAUAGAGGUCACAGAGGGAGAGGAGUAUGGCAUCCACCCACCGGAGGCCAAAGAAAAGAGGGCCUCAUGCUGUGUCCUAUAUCUGAUGGACUCGGAGGAUGAAGAUGGGUAUUACAACCUAAAAAAGAAGCCUCCUGUGGAUGAAGGCUAUGCUGAGUCUCAGUGCUAGAGAACCCUGCUGGUAUGGAGAUGUAAUUGCAACAUCUAGACCUACAAGUGCCUUACAUGUGGGAGGUAUUGAAUGGAAAUGAAUGCUGGAUCCAUGUCUUCUUUGCCACAGUCAACCACUUAUUCAGUCACUUUGGUGAUGUUUACUUUUUGAGGUGACUCCUUUGGAAUAAUACUUUUAUCUUUGUCUUGAGAUAAUCUGAAUUAUGCAUCUCCAGCAUUAUAUGUACACAAUAAAGGAUGUCAAUAAUUUCAUUUACCUGUUGCCUACAAGCUUCUAAAUUUCCAAAGCCAAACAAGAGGGCUUAACUUCUAAAUUUCAGAGCUUGUAGUCUUGAUGAGAUAUUAUAUGUUUGUAAGUAAUCAGCUAGUGUCAUUCUGCCAGUCAGGUACCAACUGACUCUGUACAUGCAAACAAAAACGCAUAGACGAGCACUGUAUCUAUUUUUAUAUCUUAAGGAUUUAUGUGUCUCUUUCUUAGUGUGAAGGAGAUAGUCUAAUUUAUUGCCUGUGUCAGAGCGGCUGUAUAAAAUCUGUCUUUGAUGAGUUGUAGUGGAACCUUUCUGUUAUACCCUUUAAUAUUUUGGACAGAAAAUAUAUAGUUUGAUUUUGAAUGUCAACUGUGACCACCUAGUACUAUUUAUAUACUACAUGUCCUAAAUUUUCUGUGUGUGUGUGUGUACUAUACUGAGUAGUGACCUUACUACUUGGGGACUUCUGAGUUUGGAUGUGGUUAUCUUAUGUAAUGUACAGUGACAGGAUUUAGUCUUUGUUUAGGAUGCACAGUUUUGCUUUGUUGUUGAUUUUUUUUUUUUUUUUUUGCUAAAUAAAUAGUUUAAGAGCAGAUUGUUUUGGCUUUGUGAGGGAAUGGACAUGACAUUUUUAAAAGGUGCUUCCAGCAAGUUAAUACAAAUACUUUGUUCAAUGUAUUGAUGCAUCACCGAACAUAGACAAUUUGUUGGUAAAGCUGAUAGCAUACAGCCACCAUUUUCUCCUUUGCUCUCUCUUUGUUUGGUUCUUUUGUACUAUUCAUGAAUGUUCUUGAACAUUCCUCUAAAAACUCUAAAGACAGGCUGGAGACUCAUAUAUUCACUCACAAAUUGCAGCAGCAUCUGUUUCAUCUACAUGCUGCAGUUGUGGGACUUGAGUCAUAAAAAGACCUAAUAAAAACCCACCAAUGAAACACAGAAAAUAA
This is a messenger RNA of Sander lucioperca (pikeperch), 2145 nucleotides long. It is a transcript of the gene mpzl3, whose product is annotated as myelin protein zero-like 3. The transcript has 6 exons. NCBI's taxonomy places the organism in Eukaryota, Metazoa, Chordata, Actinopteri, Perciformes, Percidae. The coding region runs from base 136 to 951 and encodes 271 amino acids. The record is from RefSeq and is a predicted model, not a curated record. Gene Ontology annotation, cellular component: membrane.